CGGUCGCUAGAGGGAGGCUGCCGCUGAAAGCGGGACCUCGAGUCGCCCCGUUGUGGGGCUCGUCAGAUGGAAGCGCCGGGUCUCUUGGACGGACUCCGGUCCCGGUUGUUCCCUGGCCGUGCGAGGCGGGCCUCGCGGCGUUCUGGCUGGGUUCUUCCUACGACUGUGCUGUGUGGCUACGGUUUCUUUGCCAACUUGCGACCGUCGGAACCUUUUCUCACGCCUUAUUUGUUGGGACCGGACAAGAACCUCACAGAGACCCAGGUCUUCAAUGAAAUUUAUCCAGUAUGGACGUACUCGUAUUUAGUGCUGCUAUUGCCUGUUUUCCUGGCCACAGAUUAUCUCAGAUACAAGCCUGUCAUCCUUCUGCAAGGACUAAGCCUUAUAGUGACAUGGUUUAUGCUUCUUUACUCCAAAGGAAUUCUAGCUAUUCAGUUCCUGGAAUUCUUCUAUGGAUUAGUGACUGCAACAGAAAUUGCUUAUUACUCUUACAUUUAUAGUGUUGUGGACUUGAAUUUAUACCAGAAAGUCACAAGCUACUGUCGAAGUGCUGCCCUUGUGGGUUAUACCGUAGGCUCUGUCUGUGGGCAGAUCCUGGUGUCUGCUGUAGGAUGGUCUCUGUUCAGUUUGAAUGUGGUGUCACUCACUUCUGUAUCUGUUGCUUUUGCAAUAGCUUGGUCUCUGCCCAUGCCACAGAAAAGCUUUUUUUUCCACCAUCACUCAAGCCUCCAGGUCAGUAAGGAGAUGAAGGUUUUAAAUUAUAAAAAUGGAACGAUUACCCGACAUGAUCCUGCCUUAAAGAGGGUUCCUGGGUGGGAAGAUGUUGAAUUGGAGGCUCCCUUAAAUAUAGAAGAGUGUCCUGCAGAGGAGCAGGAACAAAAGGUGGACAUUAUGAACAUAAUGAAAGAACUCUGGCAGGAUUUCUUGCAAUGUUACUCUUCCUGGCCUCUGCUGUGUUGGUCUGUAUGGUGGGCCCUGUCAACAUGUGGCUAUUUCCAGGUCAUAAACUAUGCUCAAGGCAUGUGGGAAAUUGUGCCGUCUUCUCAGACCUCUGAGAGAUAUAAUGGUGCUGUGGAAGCUGUUUCCACAUUGUUGGGUGCUGGGGCUGUGUUUGCUGUGGGACACAUAAAAAUAUCUUUCGUUACCUGGGGUGAAUUAGUUUUAGCUAUGUUCUCCCUCUUCAUUGCUGCAGCUGUGUGUAUCAUGGACACUGCUCAUAACAUCUGGAUCUGCUAUGCUUCCUACAUGGCAUUUCGAAUUGUCUACAUGCUACUCAUUACAAUUACAACAUUCCAGAUUGCUACAAAUCUAAGUGUAGAGCGGUAUGCCCUUGUAUUUGGUGUCAAUACUUUCAUUGCACUGGCAUUGCAGACAGUGCUCACAUUGAUAGUUGUUGAUGCAAGGGGUCUUGGCCUUGACAUAAUCACGCAGUUCAUGAUCUAUGCUGGUUAUUUUGCUGCCAUAUCAGUAGUAUUCCUGAUAAGUGGCAUAUACAGUAUUGUCAAGAAUUUCUGGAGAAUGGAAAGGAGAAGAAAUGACACUGUUGCAGAUGGUGCUUAAAAUGAACUAAUUUGAUAUCUGGUGGAGGAAAUCUAUUUUUAAAUAUGAUGGUUCAUAUUUAUUCAACUGCUGUUACUUUAAAACUGUUACCUGAAUUGUAUUUGGUUAUAUUUAUACUAUAUUAGUAGCAUAUAUUAGAAAUAGAAUACUUGUCUUACAUAAGUAAGAAUGCUGUAUUUAACAAAACAGCUUCAAUAUGCCUUUUGAGGACAAAGUCUACAUGGGGACAAAUCUUCCUGUUUUUUCUUUAGCCAGACAAGCCAUAAAACUGUAAUUGGAAAGUGAUGGUAUCCUAGUCUAUGCUUUCAGUGCUCUUAAUAUGUUGGGUUUUAGGAACAUAGAACUGGGAGGCACUGCAAUAGAACUGCAGUCAGCAGCAUCCUUUGAAACAAAUUGGCCGUGGCAGGAUACUGCACAGAUUUGGUAGAUGCACAGUCAUGAAUAGACAGCUAGACCUUUCUGUAUGUGUACCCAAAACAUUUUUCACACUGUAGUGUGAUUUUGGUAUAUUUUAAAGAUUUUAGUUCUCUUUUGCUACUCCUACUGAUCAUGUCCAAUAGAUUUGAUUUGCUGACUUCAUGAAAUGUCAGUUGUAUAUCUUAAUUCAUAGAUGUUAUGAGGUAACGGAUAGGAAAAGCAGUAAACCUCCCAUGGUUCAAAUAUGGGUUGUCACUUGGAUAAUUCUAUUGAUUAUAUUAGGCUUUUCAGCUUCUCCAAAGAAACUCUUAAAUUCCUGUAUUUAUGCUGUUGAUAGUCAACUUUCACAAUGUCUGAAAAAAAGAAAUGGCAGCUAUAUCAUUCUGCAUUAUUUGUACAAAUAAUAGAAAUGGUCUUGAUUGCUGUUUCUGCCAAUAAUGAUAGUAUUUUUGAAUUGUGGAACAAAUAGAUGUGACAGCAUCAAAUAAGAGAUCAUUAUUUUGAUUGUUUUCUGUGCCUUUUAAUAAAUCCAUAAUUUGGAUUUAUUAAAAUCCUCUGGGUACACUUGGGGUGAUUCCUUGAGCCUUCUGGGACUUUCUGAGUAGACUGUAGAUAUUUCAUAACUAGUAGGAAAAGUGCUGAGAAACUCAGACAGUUCUAUUUAUCCUUUGACUUUAGGGAAGGAAGAUUUUUAAGGCACUAUUUCAUUUAUAUUUUUUGGUUUUGGGGGAAAAAGAAAAAAGGCUGUUAUCUGUUUUCUAUUCCCUUCCUGUCCAGGUACAUUGUCUAUAUUCAUUUCCCGUGAAUGAAUAGCAAACCAUAAAAUAGAAUAAAUCCAUA
Candoia aspera is the source of this 2817-nucleotide messenger RNA. It is a transcript of the gene SLC19A2, whose product is annotated as solute carrier family 19 member 2. Lineage: Eukaryota; Metazoa; Chordata; Lepidosauria; Squamata; Candoiidae. Bases 67 to 1560 code for a protein of 497 amino acids. Gene Ontology annotation, cellular component: plasma membrane. The record is from RefSeq and is a predicted model, not a curated record. Gene Ontology annotation, molecular function: thiamine transmembrane transporter activity. Gene Ontology annotation, biological process: transmembrane transport; thiamine transport. The transcript has 6 exons.